Messenger RNA from Pelobates fuscus (common spadefoot toad), 576 nucleotides. RefSeq names its product putative olfactory receptor 13C6. Gene Ontology annotation, cellular component: plasma membrane. Gene Ontology annotation, biological process: G protein-coupled receptor signaling pathway. Gene Ontology annotation, molecular function: G protein-coupled receptor activity; olfactory receptor activity. Lineage: Eukaryota; Metazoa; Chordata; Amphibia; Anura; Pelobatidae. The transcript is spliced from 2 exons. The record is from RefSeq and is a predicted model, not a curated record. Bases 1 to 576 code for a protein of 191 amino acids.
AUGAAUCGCAGUACGGUGACAGAAUUCAUUCUUCUUGGACUGUCCAGUGACCCCAGUAUACAAGUUAUUUUAUUUAUCAUCUUCCUGGCCGCCUACAUGGCCUCACUGGCUGCUAAUGGUCUUCUUAUCCUGGCUGUGAGCUUCGACCAUCAUCUGCAUAAUCCUAUGUAUUUCUUUCUCAUCAAUCUGUCAAUCAUUAAUAUUGGUGGCCCUUCAGCCAUUGUCCCAAAGAUGCUUCUGAACUUCGUCCUCGAGGAAAAUAGUAUAUCGUAUUCAGGCUGCACAGCCCAGAUAUUCUUUAAUCUUCUUCUAGGAUCAAGUGAAUACAUCCUCUUGUUGUUCAUGGCGUACGAUCGUUUUGUCGCAAUCUGUAAACCCAUGCGCUAUCACAUGGUAAUGAGUACAUCAGCUUGUACAUGGAUGAUCACAGUUACAUGGACGAAUUAUCGUUUCAAUAAUGAGAAUCCAGUCCGGACGAUACAAAGCUUUUUCCACUUGCAUUUCACACCUGAUCGUUGUAACAAUGUUCUAUGGAAUAACCAUUGUUAUGUUUUUGAGAUCAAAGGUUUCUGUUGA